This is a messenger RNA of Cyprinodon tularosa, 1534 nucleotides long. It is a transcript of the gene mmp20b, whose product is annotated as matrix metallopeptidase 20b (enamelysin). Bases 57 to 1493 code for a protein of 478 amino acids. Lineage: Eukaryota; Metazoa; Chordata; Actinopteri; Cyprinodontiformes; Cyprinodontidae. Gene Ontology annotation, biological process: collagen catabolic process; extracellular matrix organization; proteolysis. The record is from RefSeq and is a predicted model, not a curated record. The transcript is spliced from 10 exons. Gene Ontology annotation, cellular component: extracellular matrix. Gene Ontology annotation, molecular function: metalloendopeptidase activity; zinc ion binding.
GGAACUUCUAUCUCCAUUGUGGAUCACUGAUCUUCAUACGGUGCUAGAUCUGUGAGAUGUUUGUCAUGCUGCUCUCCUGCUUUGUCCUGGUCUUGCUUGUGACCAAUCCAGGUUUAACAGCACCUACAUUUAUGCCAGAGGAAAUGAGCACUCCUUCACCAGAAGCACAGUUGGACUUGAAGCUGGCCACAGACUACCUCCAUCAGUUCUACAAACUCCAAAAAGAUAAUUUUUUGCGCAUAAAGAGAAGUGAGCCCUCCUUUAUUUCCAAAGUCAAAGAAAUGCAAAUGUUUCUUGGGCUCAAUUCGACUGGGGUGUUAGACUUGGAGACCCUUGAGGUGAUGCAGAGCCCCCGGUGUGGCGUUCCAGAUGUGGAGGAGUACAGUCAUAUCCAGGGGGCACGCUGGAACAAGAACGUCAUCACAUACAGUAUCGGAAGAUACACCAGAGAUUUGCGACGCAGCACCGUGGAAUCUCUGAUAGAGUCAGCUUUCGGUGUUUGGGCCAGAGCCAGCGGUCUGAAGUUUAUCAGGACACACACACGCAAUGCUGACAUCAUGGUGGAGUUUGUGGUCAAAGCACAUGGAGACUUUUAUCCCUUUGACGGCCCCAGAGGCACACUGGCUCAUGCCUUUGGCCCAGGGAUGGGAGCUGGAGGCGACACACACUUUGAUGAUGAUGAGCACUGGACAGCUGGAGGAACAGGUUUUAAUCUGCUUUUGGUGGCAGCUCAUGAAUUUGGCCAUGCUUUAGGGCUUAGACACUCCAGAAAUCCUGAAUCACUCAUGUAUCCAACCUACAAAUCUGUUCGCCCAACAAACUUGCUGUCCAGAGAAGAUGUAGCCAAUAUCAAAGCCCUUUAUAGUCCUCCCAGGAAUCAUAGAAACUGGCUGUUCAGGCCACUGUUCCCAAGACUCAUGCAGGACAAAUGUUCACAAGACCUGACUUUUGAUGCUGUGACAACCCUUGGAGAUGCUACCUUCUUUUUCAGAGACAGAUAUCUUUGGAUUAAACAUAAUGAGCAGUCUGACAUAAAAGAAGGUCCCAUUAGCAACUUCAUGCCCACGAUUGAAACCAGUAUCGAUGCUGCCUUCUGGAUACCUCGCAGAUCGACUGCCUACCUAAUUUCUGAAUCCAUGUUCUGGAGAGUAAAAGGUUCUAUUGUGAGAGGAAAGCCAAGAUCACUUUCCUUCUUUGGAUUUCCAUCUUGGGUUCAAGAAGUUGAUGCAACUGUGCACGUUGCUAAAACAGGACGUACCCUCUUCUUUAUGCAUGACAUUUACUGGAGUUUCAAUGAAAACAGAAAGGUGAUGGAUUUUGGCUUCCCAAGGUCUAUCAUCAAUGACUUCCCUGGAGUCAACUCAACAAUAAAUGCAGCUUUCUACAAGGGUGAUUUCCUCUACUUUUUUGUUGGACCACAAGUCUACAAAUUUGACUACAGCCACAAAAUUGUUGUAGGAGUGGAAACAGCUAAUUCUUGGCUUGGCUGUUGAUGAAAAUUUGCUUAAAUACAUGCAAACACUGCAAAAACUGA